AUGAAUCCUUUACAAAAGAACAAGAUCGACAUUGCAUCUCUUUCCCCUGAUGAGCAACGACUCUUCCGUCUCUAUGGCAAACUUCCCAGUAAAGCCGACCAUUUGGCCAAGCAACUCAAGGAACGUAAAUAUUUCGACUCUGGCGAUUAUGCACUCUCCAAAGCUGGCAAAGCAUCUUCCGUCGAUACCGGCAGCGUCGGCUCUGAACAUCCCGUCCCAGAAAAUAUCCCACAUCUCUCAUCUCCAAGCGUCAGCAGCGCCGCACAGGGUGGUUCUGGUAACACAAAUGUAGGACCCGGAUCUGCACAUCAUGGCAGUAUCACAGGACUGGGAUUGGGUCAGCAGAGUGGAAGUCCUGUGAAGGAGAGCAGUUUUUUACAUCGGGAGACGAGUAUCGAUGAGGCAGAUAAGAAGAAUGAUGGAAGCGCACAGCAACCAGGAGAUGGUAGUGUUAGUCCACCGCCUGUCAAGGGAGGUAUUCCAAUCAACGGAUGA
This is a messenger RNA of Sclerotinia sclerotiorum 1980 UF-70, 495 nucleotides long. RefSeq lists its product as hypothetical. Gene Ontology annotation, molecular function: protein phosphatase inhibitor activity. Bases 1 to 495 code for a protein of 164 amino acids. Gene Ontology annotation, cellular component: cytoplasm. The record is from RefSeq and is a predicted model, not a curated record. The transcript has 2 exons. Lineage: Eukaryota; Fungi; Ascomycota; Leotiomycetes; Helotiales; Sclerotiniaceae.